Molecule: messenger RNA, 1107 nt
Organism: Mesocestoides corti
Lineage: Eukaryota; Metazoa; Platyhelminthes; Cestoda; Cyclophyllidea; Mesocestoididae
Source: the annotation of a GenBank genome assembly
AUGGAUAAACUCAUAAGAGGAUGUCUUUAUGGAAGCGUCUUUGGUGAUGCGUUCGGCGCACCAUUCGAACUUAAGAGAGACAUUCCAGUUGACCUUAUCCUUGAGUUCUUUGUUAAAAGAAUUUCUGGAGUUGAACGGAGCAUGCUUCGGUACACAGAUGACUCGGAAAUGGCUUUGUGUAUUUGCAAGUCUUUGAGAGACAUGAAUGGAUUCGAUCCGCGCCACAUGGCUAAGACAUUCUCUGACGCGUUCGACGUUGCACCUUACUGUCGCUUGUAUGGCAAUUCCAUUGGCUCUCUGUUCGCUCGAAUGAAGGCAAACGGCUUUUUGGAUCCCUUCAAGGUGUCUAGCGCGCAGUUUUCAGGAAGUGGCUCUUACGGAAAUGGUGGAGGCAUGCGCAUAACCCCAGUUCCCCUGUACGGCCUGCGGCUUAGUGUUGCCGAUUUCAAUACUUUGGUGUGCCAAGUAACUGCCAUAACGCACACGAAUGCGUUGGGCCUGUUGGGGGCGCUGCUGCAGGCUCACGCCAUUCGACGUGUGCUUUCCAUCGCGGCUGCCGGCGGUAAUGCCCAGUCAAUUGACGUCGGUCGGCUAGUGGACGACCUCCAAAGUGAUCUUGAGGCUGCAGACUUGUCGGCCUUCGCCUUUGGGCGUCCACGAGGCUUUCACAAAGACGCCCUCCAGCAGUACCGCGAAAAACUCGCCACAGUGAAACGAUUUGCCCUCCAGGAGACUCGCCCCAGUAUUGAAGAAGUAGUUAAUCUACUCGGCAACGGCGAACCAGCUAUCGAGGCGAUCCCCACAGCCCUUCAUGUAUUCCUUCAAAGCCUCAAGCCAACGCCAAUCAUUCCUUUCGAGUCAUUGUUCAUGAGGUGCAGUGUCUACGCAACCAUGAUUGGCUGGGAUACUGACACGAUUGGGUGCAUGGCCUGCGCCAUUGCUGGUGCUCUUGUCGGUGCGGAAAAAAUAACCGACAGCUCGUCUCCUGGGGAUGUGCAGAUGCCGGGAACACUUUUCGGCCAUGUGGAAGGCCUGGACGUCAUCAACGAAUACGCCGAUUGGCUAAUCCAGCGUGUCGGCAGAGAAUCUGGUGACUCACGUCAAUAA